Molecule: messenger RNA, 4759 nt
Organism: Polyodon spathula (Mississippi paddlefish)
Lineage: Eukaryota; Metazoa; Chordata; Actinopteri; Acipenseriformes; Polyodontidae
Product: gamma-adducin-like
Exons: 15
Coding region: 270-2378 (702 amino acids)
Biological process (GO): barbed-end actin filament capping
Cellular component (GO): cytoskeleton; postsynaptic density; plasma membrane
Molecular function (GO): actin filament binding
Source: RefSeq, a predicted model, not a curated record
UUCCCUGCUUGGAUUCCUGCGCUGUGAGAUAAAGCAGCGAAUGUUAGGAUAGAGUAGGAGGAGAAGCAGUGCAAUGCUUCUAAUCUCUCUUCGGAGCUGGGAAACCCUGUUUUCUGUCAGAAUGUAAGGAAGGGCAGAAGGGAAAGGGGCUGGUGCUGCAAGAGGCUGGAAGGAUUUGUUUGACACAGUGCAGAAGAAAUUUGCAUUCGUCAAGAGGAGCACAGAAUCGGUUACAGGUGAAGCUACACAUCAGAGCACAGCAGUGAAACAUGAGUGCAGAUGAUAUUCAGGGAGUGGUGACUACCCCUCCCCCACCCAGCAUGGGGCACAAAGACAGAUACUUCGACCGGAUCGACGAAAAUGACCCAGAGUACCUCCGUGCAAGGAACAUGUCUCCGGACCUGAGGCAAGACUUGAACAUGAUGGAUCAGAAGAAGAGAGUCACUCAGAUACUGCAGAGUCCGUCCUUUAAAGAUGAACUAGAAGGCCUAAUUCAAGAACAGAUGAAGAAGGGCAACAACCCCACAGGGCUUCUGGCGUUGCGGCAGAUAGCAGACCUAAUAAUGACCAGCUCGAUGGCAGGAUUCUCCACCUCUCCCCUCAGCCUUGGAAUGGUCACGCCCAUCAACGACCUGCAUGGGAUGGAGUCCUCAGCCUUUGUGAAAGGGGAGAAGCUGACUCGGUGUAAACUGGCCAGCUUGUACAGACUGGUGGACCUCUUUGGCUGGGCUCACCUAGCCAGCUCCUAUAUUACAGUGAGGGUCAGCAAAGAACAAGACCAUGUCCUCAUUAUCCCCAGAGGGCUGUCCUUUGCUGAAGCCACAGCUUCAAACCUGGUGAAGGUGAACAUUAUUGGGGACGUUGUGGAUCAGGGUUGUACAAACCUGAGCAUUGACCAUGCUGGAUUCAGCCCCCACUCUGCUAUCUACGCGAUGCGCCCGGACUCCAGGUGUAUCGUACAUCUCCACACACCUGCAGCUGCAGCUGUUUCAUCUAUGAAGUGUGGCAUCCUCCCCAUCUCCCAAGAGGCACUCAUUCUUGGUGAUAUUGCCUACUUCAAUUACCAAGGGUGCCUCGAUAUACCGGAAGAGAAAGUUGAGCUCCAAAAAGCUCUGGGUCCAUCUUGCAAGGUGCUGGUACUGAGAAACCAUGGUGUGGUCGCUCUCGGUGAAACAGUAGAGGAGGCCUUUCAUUACAUUUACACUGCCCAGUUAGCCUGUGAAAUCCAGGUAAAUGCAUUGUCGUGUUCCGGGGGAGUGGAAAACCUAAUUGUCCUGGACUUGGAGAAAUACAAGGCUGUCACACAGGGAGUGGCGGUGGGGGGGGUCAGCAUGGGCACCCAGCAGAAAUGGAAAGUGGGAGAACUGGAGUUUGAGUCACUCAUGAGGAUGCUGGAUAACCUGGGCUACAGGACGGGCUAUGCCUAUAGACACCCCAUCAUUAGAGAGAAGCCCAGACACAAGAGCGAAGUGGAGAUCCCUGCCACCUCCACUGGCUUCAUGUUGGAUGAGGACAGCGCAGUGCCACGCUCCACUCUCAACUUCCUGGCGCAGAAACAGCAGCGUGAAAAAACACGCUGGCUCAACUCUCCCAAUACCUACAUGAAGGUGAACGUGGCGGAGGAGCCCCACAACCGGGAGAGCAGCCCCAGGAAUAAGAUAACGUGGAUGAAGGCAAAUGAAUGUACUAAAUCCAGCAGUGGCACUCCUAUCAAAAUCGAAGAUCCCAAUCAAUUUGUUCCAUUAAACACAAACCCCAUCGAAGUGCUGGCAAAGAGAAACAAGAUAAGAGAGCAGAACCGAUUUGACCUCAUGACAGCUGGACCACAAUCUCAGCUCUUAGCUGGCAUAGUGGUGGAUAAGCCCUCGACACCGUAUGUGGUAUCAGAUGAGGAGCAGACUGGCCCCCUCCCUCCAAACCCUUUCACAGAGCUGAGCGAGAGAGAGAUGGAGGAGUAUAAGAAGACAGUGGUGCUGCGACAGCAGGGAUACCAGGAUACAGAACAGGAUUUCACAUCUGAUGACGGUUCCACACUUUCACAAUCUCUGUCACAAACUCAGUCUCCUCUAAUAACUCCAGCUCCACUCGAAGCAGAAAACCACAUAGACUCCAACCUGACUCCGCAGGACACCCCAGCUGUGAUUGUGAAUGGGAAAGACAACCUUCAUGACGUGGAGGAGGACCUGACAAAGCGAGUGAGCCAGCUGACCACCAGCACUGUGGGGAGUGUGGAAAUCACCAUCAAACCAGCAGAGAAGAUCGAGGAGACCCUGUCUCCCGAGAGCUCUCCCUCCAAAUCACCCUCCAAGAAGAAGAAGAAAUUCCGCACGCCUUCCUUCCUCAAGAAGAACAAGAAGAAGGAGAAGGCUGAAGCUUAGGGGGGAGAAUUAUUUCUUUGGUUUUUUUUUUAAUGAAAAUGUUUUAUUUUAUGUUUAAAAAAAAAAUAAAUAAAUGACCCUGCACAUUUGAAAACAAACAAAUGAAAAAUAUAUCAGUCACCUCAAGUUAACAGAUUUAUGUAUCUCUCUCAUCUAUGGGGGGUGGGAGAUGGGUCAGGCGGUGGUUUCACAUCAAAGUUCAAGCUGGAUUUGUAACGUGAGCCAGAAGCUAAAAUAAAUCCUGGCUACCAGGCUUGCAGGUAGUUCUUCAGUCUUCCCUCUUGAUAGCCAGGUGAAAGGGCAGAGGAAUUCAUUUUUUUCUAUCUGAAUUGUUACAGUUUGGUGGGUAAAAUAAAAAAAAUAAAAGGGGCAGGCAUGAAGUGCUGCAUUUCUGCAUGCUACCCACCCUUUUGUUAUAUAUAGAGUAACGCUUUUUUUGCUUCUGUUCAGGUGAACAGUCACUUUCAGUGUUUUCAACCAACUAGGUUCUGGAACCAUUGUUCAUUUUGUUAGGAAUGUGCACCAUACAGAAUCUAAGUGACUGCCACACUGGAAGCUAACAGUCUAUUGUACGUUCUCGGGUUUUAGAAACCAGUUCAUGAUUAAUGGAGUCUGUACAGAUGGCCCUGUAACUGCACAGCCAUACUCUAAUUUCAAGACAAACUAUUAAUUCUGCACUGACUCAAAAAACAAUAGCAUUGAAAGACCUGUGUUGUGUUUUAUUUGGAAUAUUAAAGCAGUCGUUCGUUCUAUUAGUUGACUUUUUGUUUCUUGCCAAAAGAAAAGAAAAAUCACGUUUUAGUGAAUCAUAAUCUCAAGGUUUAAUCAUUUUUAUUUUUAGAUUUUAAAUUGCAUUUAGAAAAGAAAAUAGAAGAUUAAUCUCGCUGAAUCAGGACUUUUUAUUACACUUAAACCUGAUUAACAUCACUCUUUUAAAUUGGUUUUCUAUCUAUUUCUAUACUGUUGCGUUAAACAAAUGGCAAGCAUGUAUUGCAAGAAUCUAAAGUUAUAGAACUGAUCUAGUGUGUCUGCUUUGUGAAAUGGUAUAGUUAUGAUACAGGCAUUGUAGCUCAGAUUACUAAAAACAUAUAUAGAGGACUUAUAGAAAAACUGGAUUUUGUGUUUAUAGAUUUUUAAAAAAAUUUUUUACUGUUUACUGCACGUUUUUGUGGUAUUUAACAAAUCCUUAAACGCUGGUGUUCCAUAAUGUACUCAAAAUGAAGGAAUGAGAAAAAAAAGGGAAAAGUUAUGGUUGGUUGAUGAGAGGGAUAGACCAGUUUUUGAAAGUCAGUGCUGUCAGGCUGUGGUUUGUAUCAAUAAAUAUAAAAAAAAAAAAAAAAAAAAAAAAGGAGAGAGAAAUAAUUGCAGCUGCGUAUGUGACCAGUUCCAGUGGAAAGACAUCCUGGGUUUUAUAUAGUAUCUGAACAGCAGGCGCUUAGAGCUGUAAUCAAACACAACAACCACAAAGCAUGUAUCAAUUGCAGUUUCUCACACUGACGUCACUAUUAAAGGACACAAGACUGCCAAACUGGUGAAUUCAUCAUUGCUUAUUAUUAGAAAGGAAUAUUUUCAUCCGACCGUUUUUCCCCCCUCUAUAUAUUCACUUACAAGUGUAGGUGUACAAUUAGCUGUGUUUGUUUAACUGCUUGGUUUUUUUUUUUUUGUUUUUUUUUUUUUAACCACAUUAGACAGUCGAGAGUUUUCAUUUUAAAGCAGCUUGUUGUUUCUCCAAAGUGAAACUGAAAAAAAUACAUGUAUCUGGAAUUUUUUUACAUUGAGCAGACAUAUUUUGGCUUGGCUGUUGUAAGCCAUGAGCAAGUGUGUACUAAUAUCCCAGCUAGCAAUGUGAAUGAGUUGCUGUGGCAGACUGGGAGUGGGCAUGUUCAAGCUUUGUAUGUAGCAUGUUGCAAAGAGGGAGGCCAGGUUUGGAUAGAUGAAAGCUGGAGGAGGUGAGAGAUUGCUUUACAAGACAGAACCCUGCAUUAACUAAUACUGGAAAAAAAAGCCCUAUGAUGACAACAUGUUUAAUCUCAACAGUUUGUUUGCUAUUGUUUUUAUGUGUUAAACCACUUUUUUUUUUCCCUUGUUUGUAUUGAAACAUAUUUUUGAAAUCGUUUUCUGAGCACUAUGCGUUAAUAACCGUUUUUAAAGCUGUGCAUUAUUAUUUUGAAUGGCUUCAUUGCUUACCCCUUCCCCCCCUUUUUUUUCAUCUUGUUUUACUAAUGUCUCAUUCAUUUGUUUUAAACUUAGCUUUGGCUGCUUGAGUAUGAGCCGAGUCAAAGUGUGACCUAUGGAAACUAUAUAAAUGCUUAUCGAAUUGAUUUGCUUUUAGAUGUAUUGCGAAUCAGUGUACAUUCACAAAUAAACAGUAUUUUAAGGAA